AUGCCUCCAUUGUCUGGGGAAGAACGUAUACUCACAGUAUUUGCUGAUAUCCACUACUAUUUCUCCGCCCCAACACCCAAGCCGCUUCACCACCGCUUCGAUAAAGGCUCAUAUCUCUAUCUCUAUCACAAUGCGAGCCAGAGGAAGACCAGACUGGAGGUCGCCAAUAAUCCUGGCUCUCCAGACCAGGACGCCUUCAACGGGGCACUGGAUCAAGUCCACAUCGCCCAUUCCACCAAGUUUCCCACCUUGUGCACCUUGACUGUGGACGGCGCAAACACACAAGCCUUUCCUCCGCCACCGACAAGCCCGUACGAAUGGCAUCUCCCCAGCACCACCGGCGAGCCCAUGCGCCUCCACACGCUGGACAUCUACUUCUGGACGCUCGACGACGCAACGCAAUGCCUCGACCUCCUCGAACGUCACCUCGCCCCCGCGCAGGUCGCAUCAGACCGACACCCAUUCCCACCCCCGGCGCAGCACAACGUGAGCUCCGUCGUGCAACAACUCGAGCACGUCGCCAUCGCAGACCCGGCCUACCAAAACGGCCAAACCCGCAACUCCCAGUCGGAGCCUGCAUCGUUCCCCCAGCACCACCAGCCCGCCGCAUCAACCUCUCCCUCCAUCGCAACACCCAGCGCCAUCCCCCCUCCGCCGCCCCCAAUCACCGGGUCCCCAGGCGCCCAACAACACCAAAAUGACACCCCCGCUCCCCUCCCAUACAACCCUGCCGCCCCCGCCGCGCCAGAACCCAUAAAGCACCGCGAAAAGACCCCUCCGCCCCCAAUGGACGGCGCAGAUGGCACCGGUCUCGCCGCCGCCGCUGCCGCAGACAUCGCGGCGCCCCCAGGCGCCCCCUUCUCCCCGCAGCGCGCCAGCUUCACCACCACCAACAACAACUACACCACGACGUCCCAGUCCCUCCCUUACGCCAUGCCAGGGAGCUACGCCUCGCCCCCGCCCAGCGCAGGCCUGCCCCCCGCCUUCCACGUCCCCACUUCCUCCAUCCAGAGUCCCCCGCCGACCACCGUCCCCGCCGGCGUCCCCUCCUACACCCCGUCCUUCCUCGCCGGUAACAGCGGAAGCGCAGGUAGUACCACUCCCGGAGCCACGGGAACGACGAUGUCCUUCGCUCCGCCGCCAAAAGACCCCUCUGCCCCGGUGUACCAGGCUCAGCCGCAGACCUCCUACGCCCUCCCGCCGCAGCUCCAGCAGCACCAACAGCAGUCGCAGCCGACACCGCCGCCGGGCGGGUACGCGAAUUUCUCGUAUGAUACGCCGGCGCAGGCGCGCGCGCACACCGGCAUCGGCGACUACGAGGUUCAUAGUCAGCUGUAUCGGCCGACGGAGGCGGAGGCGAACUCGUAUCACCAGAAACAUGCGCUGAAGGCGAUGAAUUCGGGGCAGAAGCCGCGGGGUUUGGAGGAGCGGGCGCAUCGUGUAGAGAAUAGUGUGAAUAAGUUUUUGAAGAGGUUGGAGAAGAAGAUAUGA
This is a messenger RNA of Aspergillus terreus NIH2624, 1491 nucleotides long. RefSeq lists its product as uncharacterized. The transcript is spliced from 3 exons. Bases 1 to 1491 code for a protein of 496 amino acids. NCBI's taxonomy places the organism in Eukaryota, Fungi, Ascomycota, Eurotiomycetes, Eurotiales, Aspergillaceae. The record is from RefSeq and is a predicted model, not a curated record.